GUCACAUGCCUCUCGGUUUUCAUCAAAAAUAUCAUAAAUUGUGAACGAACAACAAUUAUUGACGAGCAUUUCAUCCUACGUUAUUUCUGAACGACAUAAUAAAAUACAAGGUGAACCUAUACGGCACUUUUCCCCUCUCAAAAGUCGAAAUCACUCUAGCAGUUGAUUUGUGUAUGUUGUCUACCACUUCUUACGUGUCUGAUUGACCUGGAGAUAAGUGAACGUUUUGUCUUGCUUGCACUUUUCUACUCCUCCCCCCACCGCAGCAGCCUAUUGAUAUAUAAGUUUAGAAGAGACACGUCUCAAACAAGCCUAGCGAGUGAACACAUCAGAGUCAAUCACAGCACAACUUCUUAUAGUUGAGGCAGGUUUAUUUAUAUGCCACAUUUAAUAAACGGUUGCCACUCAAAUAGCGCAUCAAGCACUAAUCUUGAAAUCUUUUUCUUGCAGUGACAUAAAUUGGUUCACGAUGAAGAUGGGCAUACAGAUUUGUAAAUUUUUCCUCUUCUUCUUCAACUUUCUGUUCCUUAUCGUGGGUCUUGGGCUAACCUGUCUGGGAACAUAUGUUCAGGUCAUGGCUACAUUUUCGGGAUUUUACCCAAUCGGUCAGAAAACAUCACCAUUCAGUACUGGUCUGACGAUGUUGAUCAUCGCCGGUUUUCUGACAAUGCUGCUCGCUGUUGUCAGCAAUCACGGUGCAUGCAUGCACAAAACAUCUGUUCUUAAUGUGGUAAGGAAAAUACUCAUUACAGAUGCAUCAUACUUAUUCGUAUACCACAAUGAUCUCUGAAGAUUUGCAUGUGAUGACGUUGAAACAAAGCUGUAAAGUCAGUUCAGACAGCACAGAUGCAGACUACAUGUAUUUAUAGAACUGAAGUGUAUGCUGGUCCACUCUGAAAUAUGUAAACAGCGAACUAUUGGCC
Puntigrus tetrazona (Sumatra barb) is the source of this 923-nucleotide messenger RNA. RefSeq names its product leukocyte antigen CD37-like. The record is from RefSeq and is a predicted model, not a curated record. NCBI's taxonomy places the organism in Eukaryota, Metazoa, Chordata, Actinopteri, Cypriniformes, Cyprinidae. The coding region runs from base 470 to 790 and encodes 106 amino acids. The transcript is spliced from 3 exons.